AUUUACAGAACAUGCGCAAUGCAUACUUCCUUUUUCAAGUGCAGCGGAGUCAAUCCCCAGUCUUUGACUCCAGGCUCCUGGUAAAGGAGACAGAAAAGACUGCAAAAUGGGUUUCGUGAAAGUGGUGAAGAAUAAGGCCUACUUCAAGAGGUACCAGGUCAAAUUCAGGAGGAGGAGAGAGGGAAAGACCGACUACUUUGCCCGUAAGCGCCUGGUCAUCCAAGAUAAGAACAAGUACAACACACCAAAGUACAGGAUGAUCGUCCGUUUCUCAAACCGGGAUAUUGUCUGCCAGAUUGCCUAUGCCAAGAUCGAGGGGGACAUGAUUGUGUGCGCAGCAUACUCCCACGAACUGCCCAAGUACGGGGUUGCUGUGGGCCUGACAAACUACGCCGCAGCCUACUGCACUGGUCUGCUGCUUGCCCGCAGGCUGCUGAACAAGUUUGGCCUUGACAAGGUCUACGAGGGACAGGUGGAGGUGACUGGAGAUGAGUUCAAUGUGGAGAGCAUCGACGGUCAGCCCGGAGCAUUCACUUGCUACCUGGAUGCAGGGCUCGCCAGAACCAGCACUGGCAACAAAGUGUUCGGAGCCCUGAAGGGUGCUGUGGAUGGGGGCCUGUCCAUCCCACACAGCACCAAACGCUUCCCUGGGUAUGAUGCAGAGAGCAAAGAGUUCAACGCAGAGGUCCACCGCAAGCACAUCAUGGGUGUCAACGUGUCCGAGUACAUGAGCUACCUGAUGGAGGAAGACGAGGAUGCUUAUAAGAAGCAGUUCUCUCGCUUCAUCAAGAAUGGCGUUGCCCCUGACACGGUUGAGGACAUGUACAAAAAGGCUCAUGCUGCCAUUCGUGAGAAUCCAGUCCAUGAAAAGAAGCCCAAGAAAGAAGUCAAGAAGAAGAGGUGGAACCGUGCCAAGCUUUCUCUGGCCCAGAGGAAAGACCGCGUUGCCCAGAAGAAGGCCAGCUUCCUUCGGGCUCAGGAACAGGAGGCGGCUGACAGCUAAAUUAUCUGGUCCUAAUGUUGGAGCUAUAAUGCGUUGUUCUAAUAAAUCUAUUGGAAAGAA
Esox lucius (northern pike) is the source of this 1063-nucleotide messenger RNA. Its product is annotated as 60S ribosomal protein L5. Gene Ontology annotation, biological process: ribosomal large subunit assembly; translation. The transcript is spliced from 8 exons. Gene Ontology annotation, molecular function: structural constituent of ribosome; 5S rRNA binding. The record is from RefSeq and is a predicted model, not a curated record. Bases 107 to 1003 code for a protein of 298 amino acids. Gene Ontology annotation, cellular component: ribosome; cytosolic large ribosomal subunit. NCBI's taxonomy places the organism in Eukaryota, Metazoa, Chordata, Actinopteri, Esociformes, Esocidae.